Ostrinia nubilalis (European corn borer) is the source of this 1279-nucleotide messenger RNA. RefSeq names its product galactokinase-like. Bases 95 to 1270 code for a protein of 391 amino acids. Gene Ontology annotation, cellular component: cytosol; cytoplasm. Gene Ontology annotation, molecular function: ATP binding; galactokinase activity. NCBI's taxonomy places the organism in Eukaryota, Metazoa, Arthropoda, Insecta, Lepidoptera, Crambidae. The transcript is spliced from 9 exons. Gene Ontology annotation, biological process: galactose metabolic process; carbohydrate phosphorylation. The record is from RefSeq and is a predicted model, not a curated record.
UACGUUUAUUGAACGAAUCUCCCAGCUGCCACAGUGAGUGCGAGGGCUACACUGAUUCGACUCAUUCACAAGCUCCACACACCAGUGGCGAAAGAUGACCAACGAAGUGACAGCUGUCGGCGAUGCGGCGCUGCUGCGGCGCGCGUGCGACACGUUUGCGACUCGCUUCGGGCGCGCGCCGGCCGCGGCUGCGUGUGCGCCGGGCAGGGCCAACCUCAUGGGCGAUCACGUGGAUUAUUGUGAGGGCUUCGUGCUGCCUGUGGCCCUUCCCUUCGUGACAGUGGUGGUGGGUUCCCACAACGGUACAGGCCAGUGUAACGUGCUGUCCGCUGGCCAGCUCUCCCAGGAAGCCAGUUUCUCCGCGCCUACGCCCGACGCCCCUCUACGGCCGGGAGAACCUGCCUGGGCCAAUUACGUCAAGGGUGUUGUCGCCAAUUUCCCAGGCCGUGUGAGAGGUUUCGAUGCCGUCAUAGUGUCGGACCUACCCAUGGGGUCGGGGCUCUCCAGCAGUGCAUCAUUGGAAGUAGCUGUUUUCACCAUCCUUGAGGAACUCGAGGGAAAGAAGGUUGACCCAGUCCAAAAAGCGAAGCUGUGUCAGAAGGCGGAACACGAGUUCCCCGGCAUGCCUUGCGGCAUCAUGGACCAAUACGUUGUGACACUGGCCAGAAAGGACCAUGCCCUUCUAAUAGACUGCAGAUCGUUAGAAGCCAAGCAUAUUCCAGUAAAUACGGGUGACACUGCGAUCCUGGUGGUGAACUCCAACGUGAAGCACCAACUGACUGGCAGCGAGUAUCCGCAGCGCAGGGCGCAGUGCCAGGAGGCGGCUGACAAGCUUGGCUUGCCCUCUCUAAGGGGCGCUACCAGGAAAGACUUAGAAGAACUCAAACGGCAGAACUGUGAUAAGCUGGUGCUGAUGAGGGCUGAGCACAUCAUCGAUGAGAUACACCGCACGGAGCAGGUGGCCAAGAGCCUCGCGCAGAUGGACUUAGAUAGGGUCGGCGAAAUGUUCUACCAGUCACACGAGUCGCUAAGCACUCUGAUGCAGGUGUCUUGCCCAGAACUGGACCAGCUCGUGGACAUCAUGAGAGGAGCACCAGGGGUCUACGGGGCUAGGAUGACUGGCGGCGGGUUUGGAGGCUGCGUGGUUGCUUUGGUGAAGAAGGGCGACGUGGAGGGCCUGAAAAGCAAGAUAUUGAAGAACUACAAAGGGUCGCCGACUUUCUUCGUGUGCGAGCCGAGCGAGGGCGCCCGCGCUCUCCCAAUAAAAUGAUGACAAAUA